Caenorhabditis remanei is the source of this 537-nucleotide messenger RNA. RefSeq lists its product as uncharacterized. The record is from RefSeq and is a predicted model, not a curated record. The coding region runs from base 1 to 537 and encodes 178 amino acids. The transcript is spliced from 5 exons. Lineage: Eukaryota; Metazoa; Nematoda; Chromadorea; Rhabditida; Rhabditidae.
AUGAGUGACGAAUCUGAAGCCGUCUUUACGGUUCCAACUAAUCCGGUCAGGACCGAUGAGCAGGAGAGUGCUCUCAAAGCCGAUGCUGACAAGAAUCCGGUUGCUCCAACCGCCGACGAAAAUUCUAAGGAGGACACUGGAACUGAUCGAGUCGACGAAGAAGCUGCUCCACCAGGAGCCAAGUCUCCAACUGAAGCAUCGGCUAAAGAGGAGGCUGUUAAAGAAGCGACUCCACCAAAGGAGACCGCUGAUGCUCCACCAACCGGUGAUACCGAGAACUCUGCUAUUGAGAAGGAGGAUGCUGCUGAAAAUGAGGAGACCGCUCCAGGCAAGGACACCGAGGCAUCUGAGGAAGACGCUAAGCCGGAAGAGGAGAAGGUCGAGGAGACCAAUGACAAGCAAGGUGUCAAGAGAGCCAGAACUGAUUCUCAGAAGGAUGGGGAGUCUCCAAAGACUGACGACUUCUAUGACACGGACGAGCCGGAGUACAAGAAAAACUGCACCGUCGACGGAAUCGAGGACGAGGCUCCAUUUUAA